Trichomonas vaginalis G3 is the source of this 672-nucleotide messenger RNA. RefSeq names its product cell cycle. The transcript has a single exon. Lineage: Eukaryota; Parabasalia; Trichomonadida; Trichomonadidae. Gene Ontology annotation, biological process: regulation of transcription by RNA polymerase II; regulation of cell cycle. The coding region runs from base 1 to 672 and encodes 223 amino acids. The record is from RefSeq and is a predicted model, not a curated record. Gene Ontology annotation, molecular function: RNA polymerase II transcription regulatory region sequence-specific DNA binding; DNA-binding transcription factor activity, RNA polymerase II-specific. Gene Ontology annotation, cellular component: transcription regulator complex; nucleus.
AUGGAGGUUCCACCCGAGGAAACUCCUUCAACUCACACCACACGCGCUUCGAAACCGUUCUGUUUGAACAAUCUAGCGACCCCAAUAUAUAAAAUCAUUACAAAAAAAGUUACAACAACAUAUCAAGAAGUUGCCGACAUAUUCGUCGCUACGCUUGAUAAGGAUACGCUCGAAGAGAGCAAAGACAAAACUCUACGCCGUCGAGUUUACGAUGUGAUAAAUGUCCUCAUUGCAGCAGAUUUGCUCGAAAAGAAUAACAAGCAAAUUCAUUUAACGAAUAGAACACCAAUAGUUAAACCACAAGAGGUCAUCGCUCCACCUAAUCCAGGCAGAGAAGAAGCAUUACGCAAAAAGCAACUUGAAUUAGCCGAGAAAAUUAAGAUGCUUAUUUACUAUAAAUAUCUCAUUGAGAGGAACAGAUUACACAUGAGACCUCAAGUUAACAUCCAAUUCCCCUCAAUUGUGAUCGGAUACAGAGAUAUUUCUCGUGGCACAAUUUUCCGCUCUUUGGAUGGCCAUGAGCUUAAAAUUAAGUCUGUAGCACCUCCUCUCUUCUUCAGCCCUAUUGAUAUCUUCAGACGCCUGAAAAUCAGCAAAGAAGAAUUUGCUCGCCAAUUAAGACAAUUCCCGAUGUUUGCUCCAUACGAAAGCAUUGUUAUGGCUUCUUUAUGA